UUAACACUUCACACCUCCAGAUGUUGGAGAUAAGAGACUGAACGCUUCGGCAUGGCGGCUCGACUGCUGCUCCUCUGCUGUGUUUGCACUCUGAGAACCUCUCUCUCGUCUGCGGUGUCUCAGUCCCCUGAGUCCAUCAGUGCAUCCGUCAGUGGGUCUUUUACGUUAAAAUGCUCUCGUGACCUGACGAUUAGAUAUUGCUACAACACGGUAUCCUGGUAUAAAGUGAAUCCGAUAACUGGGAAACUGGGUGAAGUCAGAAAAACUGAGGAGGACAAGCUAGAAGAUGAUGAUAAAUCAUGUACCAGGACAAUCGUUAAUGCCCGAGUUCAAGACUCGGGCAUUUACUACUGCGCAGUUUUACGUGAUAAAAUUAUUUAUAUUGGAACUGGCACCAGAGUCGUCAUUACAGAUAAUGGUCCGUUAAAGCCGUCUAUUGCUCUGUACACCCCGACGGACGUGGACUCUCCCUCUGUCCUCCUGCAGUGUGUGGUGAUGGACGCCGUUCCCUCUCAGAUCAGGGUUUUGUGGUUAAUCGACGGAGACGAGCGCACAGGAUGGACAGAAUCAGGCUGGACAGGACGCCACGAUUCAGCCUCGGAAUACACUCGAGCUCAAAUCACCAUUCCUGCGGAGGAAUGGAGGGAAGAGGCUCACGUCGUCGAGUGUGUCGUCAAGUACGGAAACAUGAGCGUGUCCCGGACUCUGCGGCGACAAACAGGUCAUUCAGACUCUACGUGUACGUGGCUGCAGUAUGGAGUCUGCGUCGUCGUCGUGGUCUUCGUCAUCGUCGUGGCGAUCACCAUGGUUCUGCAUUCCCGUAAAGAGAAACAACACACACACGGGACGAUUACAGAGAAACCUUCUACCAUAACGGAAGUGGACUAUUCCUGUUGGAACCCUGACAACGUUAAUCAGAUGCUAAUAGAUUAGCAAUAGUUAACCAAAACAAUAAAGCAACAAGUCUAUAACCUUAAUAUUAAACGCUUUUACUGUUUUUUUUCUUGGUAAAUAUAAUCUGACGAGGGCAGCAAAGUAACACUUAAAUAAUAAUCUGUAAUAUUUUUGUUUAAUAUUAAGUGUGUAAAUGAAUGAUUCUCUCAGUCAUGUACAUCAUAUGCCUAUAUUCCUUCAUGUGUAUUUGAAAAAAAAAUUGAAUAGAAAGAAUCUAAUUCUAGUCAAAUGAGGGUGAAAAAAUAACAAACAUUAUUAAGCUCAUAAUAAAAAGUCAGAUCAGUGGAAAAUCA
Messenger RNA from Ictalurus punctatus (channel catfish), 1247 nucleotides. Its product is annotated as immunoglobulin lambda-1 light chain. The transcript has 6 exons. Lineage: Eukaryota; Metazoa; Chordata; Actinopteri; Siluriformes; Ictaluridae. The coding region runs from base 52 to 933 and encodes 293 amino acids. The record is from RefSeq and is a predicted model, not a curated record.